AUGCAUAGUGAUGAAAGUAGCGAGUCAGAUUUUGAUAAAUCCUCUGACACAGACAAAUACAUAAAGAAAAUAUUUACUGACAUUUCAAACCGUCUAAAGUGUACGUGCGAUUCAAACAGGACAGACCUUGCCACAAAAGCAGAUCUGGCGAAGUUGAAGAAAGAAAUGAUUGAAGAUAUAUCUCCUCUUAUGUUAGUUGAACCUAAACCGAAACCCAUUGACUGCGGAGAUAUUUACAAUGAAGGUCACAAUAAAACUGGCAUUUACACUAUUUACCCUACUUGCAAUAAGAUAGGCAUCUCAACUGUUAUACAAAGGAGGGUUUCUGAAAGCGACUUUUAUAAGACAUGGGACGAAUACGAGACUGGUUUUGGUAACCUCAGAGAUAACUUCUAUCUUGGGAACCGCUUCAUACAUGAGAUCACCAGCCAAGACAAAUAUCAGCUUCGAGUUGACCUAACCAGUUUUCAAGGAGAAUCGGCAUAUGCAGAGUACAGCCAGUUUUCUAUUGGUGAUUCUGAAUCCAGUUACAAGCUUCAUGUUGGUGGAUAUUCUGGUACUGCAGGUGACGCUCUUGAGUAUCAUAAUGGAAUGAAAUUUUCUACAAAAGACAGAGACAACGACCCCGAGAGUUCUCAUCAUUGUGCAGAUAAAUAUCACGGUGCAUGGUGGUACAAGAGUUGUCAUUUUUCAAACCUAAACGGACAGUAUGGUUCUAAAGAAUUCGGAAAGGGUACAAACUGGAAACAGUGGAAAGGACAUCACACUUCGAUGGAAACCAUAGAAAUGAAAAUUCGUAAAAAUUUGUAAAGUAUAAUAAGUACAUGAGUGCAGUGUUCAUAAUACAUCAAAUAAAAUAAUAAAAUUUCGUUCGGAGUACUAAAAGAUUGUGUUUGCGUAUUAUAUGAUUAGAAUCUACGUUUUAUAUAGCAUUCCAAUUCCAUUUCUUUAAAUUUAAUACUUUUUCUACUUGUUUUCAAACCCUGUGAAAAAAAUUGUGUUAUUAUUAUAUUAUUUGUUUAUUUCACGCAUUAAACAGACUAUGAUAUAUAUCAUGAUUAUGAAAGGAAUGUAGAAUUUUGACACUGUUAACAGUAACCAAAUUAUCUUAAUGUAUUUAUUUCUUUUUUAAUAUUGUACAGAAAUGUGUAUUUGAUGUCUUUAAUACACUUUAAUAACAUUGAAUUCAUGGGUUAGCGUC
Ruditapes philippinarum (Manila clam) is the source of this 1201-nucleotide messenger RNA. RefSeq names its product ficolin-1-like. Lineage: Eukaryota; Metazoa; Mollusca; Bivalvia; Venerida; Veneridae. The record is from RefSeq and is a predicted model, not a curated record. The transcript is spliced from 2 exons. The coding region runs from base 1 to 810 and encodes 269 amino acids.